GAUAGCGCUUCGCAUGAAGUGUUUCGAAACACUUUGUAAUGGUUAUUUGAUGAAUACGUGGGUGUCAUGAGACCAAGAGUACUAUCGGUCGGUGUCAGCGCAGAAGCCAGUAUAGCUGUUGAUUACGGUUGGAAAGGACUUAUUGCUCUUGGCAGUUUCACCAACAUACUUAUAGUUGACCCUUGUUUCAGUAAAUCUUUGCAGUCACUUCAGGGCCACCGCGCUAACAUAGUAAAUGUUUUGUGGGCUCCUGAAAAUUACUAUCAUGAUGAUAAAAACCCUUUUCAAUUAAAACUUGCCAGUGUUGACGCGUCUGGAGUAAUAAUUAUUUGGGAUGCUACUACGUCCUCUGCGACCUCAGAGUUUCGUGAGCCAGAUUCACUCGUUCUGGAUAUAUUAUGGCUACCAAAUCAGUGGGUUUCACGUGAUUUGUUAGCUGUUCUCCACUCUCGUGGUAGAUUCAUUAUCUGGAACACACAAACCCAAACAAGAUUGUGGAAGUACUCUUUUGGAGACGAUGUGGUUUCUUUUUCUUUGGAUAUAUUCUCUAAUUCAAAGAUGAUUUUUUGCUCAAAGGAAUAUUUCAUUGUGGAAAAUUUCAACGUCACUUCAUGUGCCUUUGGAAAAGGCAGGAAACUAAACAUCUCUGAGGCUGGUAGUAACAAGUGUUUUGUUAAUGAAAUAAACUCACAUGGGACAACAUCAGGAGAAACGCCAGUAAAAUUAUCGUCCAUUGAACAAAAAGUCAGCCCGGGGAACUCUGGAAGGGCAUGUGAUUCUUCGAGUGAUAGUGCGAGAACAACAUCUAUUAGAACAUGUUUGCAGGUUACUUACCAUCGAUAUCACAAGGACUGUGCGCUGUUUGUUUUUAGGAGGGAGAUUAUUAUUGUGAAUCUGGGAUUGAUCCGUCCACUUCAUGUCGUUUAUCUAGAUCCGUCUUGGCCUUCUUUCUCACGUGUUUAUUCUUGCACUCAACGUGAUGUCAUCAUUUGCCUACAUGAAAAUGGUAAUUUAAGCGUAUAUGCUUGUCGUGGUCUUGCUUUAGCAGCGGAUCCUUCUCUUCAUCCUUCUCAUUUACUGCGAAAACCUAGUAAAGAAUCUUCUGAUAUCCACGUUGAUAACAGCUGCACUUAUGUUCUUGUUGCAACUGCUGCUUCUUCUAGACGCCCAAAACAAGUACAUCAUGUUGAUUUUUCUGUGGACCAAAUGAAUGAGUUGAAUAUUGUCGUAGCUUCAAUUGAUGGGCGUUUCCAGUUUUGGCAACUGCGAGCUGUUCGAGACUCAACUUUUUGUGAUGAAGAGGUGAAACCAAUUUGGAGCCUUUCAGAUCUGCUACCACAUGCACCUGUUGUAGAUAAGCCUCCAAUAAAGUUGUAUCUCGAAUUAAAUGGCCUAUACUCUCCAAGUAGAUCAGAGCCAACACUGUGUCGCGUAUGUCCACCGAAUCUGAUGGGAUUUUCAAUGGUAGACUCAAUUCGUGGUCCAUUAGUGUCUGUUGGUAAUAAUCGUGGUGACAUCCAGAUUUGGGAUGUAUCAUCAGCUAUAUUAUGGCGUGAAUAUCAUGUACUACCGGUACCUAUCAAAGGAAUUGAAUGGAUAACAAUACCUCGAACAAUUUAUAAAAAUAAACAAAUCAGUGAAGAUUCUUCGAGACCAUCAUCAUGUGAAUAUUCAUUAGGUUUAAUUGUUCAUGGUUGGCAAUCCAAAGAUGGUCACCAAAGUUCUCUUACUGAAAAUUCAUCGAAUAGAACAAAUACAAUAGGAAGAAAUUUCGUUACUACACUGGACUUAUCAACAGGUUAUAUGCGUAUAUUUCGUGAUAUUUCGAAUCAAAAUAUUGACAAGACAGGUCCUCGCAUAGGAAUCAGUGUUCCCGGUAGUCAACUUUUAUCUGGAUCCAACGAUCAAGAAAAUCUUCUUGAAGGACCAAUUGACAUUCUUUGUGUUAGCCACUUAAAUCAAUACGUUGGUAUAGCAAUUCGUAAGAGUCCUGUAGAAAUAUGGAAACUAUCUACUUCUUCUUUAAUAGUUAAACUACCUUUGCUACCGGAUAUAACGGCUGUUGCUUUGGACUGGUGUCAUUCGCCAACGAAAUAUCAACGAAGUCGUAAGAUUUCAGACAAGAGUUCUAAAUCUGAGGAAUAUGUUCAUUCAAAAGAAUCUGCUCGUACUCGUGAAUCAUGUAUUAUAUGCACUUCGGAUGGUAAUAUUCGCUUGAUUGCAGUGAAUAAUGAUUCAGUAGAUAGCACUUCAGUUUCAAAUACAAUUUUAAACGGUCUACCAACUGUUAGUUUAAAUCGAAUUAAUUCAGUCGCUUGGUUCUCUGAUUUGGUUGCUUUUGGCACUUUAGAUGGUUUUGUAGCUGUUCGAGAUUUACAUAGUAAAAGAACAUUGUUUAGAACAACUUGUUCAAAGUCACAAUCAAAUUAUUUUGAUCAAGCCCUUGGUUCUUUUAAUGAACAAUAUUUCGACCCAGAUAUAAUGUUAGAAACAAAUACUCCUGUUGUACAUCCUUCAUUGAAUAUUCGACGUUUAUGUUUUACACCGGGUUUAUCUACUUUUACUCGUCUUCUUAGUUUGCAGUUUGAUUCCGUAUGUGUUUGGGAACCAAGACAGAUGCUCCUUUUAUGUAUGAUUGAAUUCGGUGUAUCAGUUCAUCAUUCCUUAAUUUGUGCUGAUUGGGUUUCUGUUGUUACUAAAUUAUCAGAUAGAGCUUUGUGUAUUCUUUUGGGUGGAGAUGGUGCUUUACGACUUGUACAAGCUGGUCAAGCUAAUUAUGAAAUGACAGUUGUUAAUUAUUCUAAUCAGUCAGUAAACCUUGGGAAUACAAUUACUCGUGGAACUACUUUACAUGAUCCGAUUUCAAAAUUUUACAUUCGAAGUCCAUUGCCAGAUAGACCUGACAUUCAAGAUCCUGUUUUAGUCCCGUCGUUACUUCCAUCCAUCACUGCCCUAAAUAUUCGACAUCUCUUACAACAUCAACCAUGGUGUAAAAAGUCUCAAAAUAUCCCUUCGAUUAAAAAUGAGAAUUUAUUGAUUGAUAUAGCUUCUAGUUCUCAAGCGUUAACAUGCGAUCAGACUACCAUAGCUAAUACUGAAUCAGACCAAAGCUCUUAUUCUAGUAGUGACUGUUCUCUGCUUGCUCCUGGUUUUGCAAAGAUUCAGAAUUCUGUAAAUAUAUUCCUAUAUGGCCUCAAAACAAGACAUGAAUUAUCUACCAGUUUUAUGAACCUGUCGAAUACUACCAUUAUUGAACGUUGUUUAUGGACUGCUCAAUUAUUUGGCGAUGUAUAUGAAGUAAAAUUUUGGCGAUUGGUUGCAAAUCGUUUACUAUACAAAAAAGCUUUACAUCAUAAUCCACAACAAUUAAAUAACCAGUUAUGGUCUCGGUAUUUUUUAGAUUUAUCUUGGGAUUUUUUAGCUGACUGUGAUUUAUAUCGUCAGAAUGUUGAAAAGUUUAUAUCAUAUAUGGAAAAGUCGCAUAAUUCACCUACUGAAAUUAUGGAUUGUGUUAAUACACUGAUUAUGGUCGGUCAACAGGAUCGUGCAGUUUCUUUACUACUGGAAACACCUGCAGAUUCAAGUAAUUAUUCUAUAAAUAUGUAUCGUGCUUGUUUGUUUACGGCAAAUAUUGCUAGAAAAUCUCUUCUGUCCGAGUCUAGCGUAAAUCAACCAGCAGAAGAUAAUUAUUUAAGUGUAAUAAAAUUAGUUGCUACAAAUUUACUUUCUAAUGGAAAAAUUAAUGAUGGUAUUGGUUUAUUGUGUCUUAUUGGCUUACAAGUUGAUGCAUGCCGUUACUUAGAAUCGUUCGAUCGAUGGGAUCGUUCUGUAUGGUUAGCUAAGUGUACAUUAUCAAUUGAAGAACAUGAUAAAGUGAUGAGACGUUGGGCGUCCUAUUUAGCUUCAUCUCAGGUUAAUCGAAAAGAUUCAGCUAUACUCAUUUAUGUUUAUUUAGAAGAUCAUUUUAAUGUCUUAAAGUUACUUUUUAAUCUUAAACAAUAUCAGUUGGCAGCUAGAUACCUGGAAGCAUGCCGUGAAUUAAACUUAUUGAAUACAACUAAAGAAGCAGGUAAGUAUUUUGUCUUUUUUGUUUUAAUAAAUUGGGAUUAUUAUUAUUCUCUCUCAUAUAGAGAUUUCGUUUAAAAAAUCUUUUCUUAUUUGUUUGGUGCAUGUGUAAUCAAGGAAUUAAGCUUGUGAUGAACAGUGUUUGUUCAAAAAAAUAACAUCCAGUUGUUUAAAUUUCACUUACUCAAUUAACAAUGAAAUUUUAGACUUGUAUUAUUCAAUUCAAAUGAUAAAUGGUAAGAAUAUGUAUUAUAUAUUUUAAAUCUGUACACAUAGUUGGUGUAAGUUAUAAACCUUUUAAUCUGUCUAAUCAAUUACAUAACUUCUUACUUAGUUUAAAAAGUAUGAAGACUUUAAUUUGAUGAAUUGUUAUACCACUGCAUUCGCCUGUUUAAUAUUAGUUUUCGUUUUAUUUUUAUUUAAGAGAGGAGAAAUUCAAGAUCGUUUAUGUGUUGUAAAACAUUUCAUAUUGUUCUAUAUAUUAAACUGUGUAAUCUGAUCUAUUUUAGCAUGUUUUGAUAGAUUAGUAUUUGACAUUAAUUUUGAUCUUCUUGUUAUCAAAGUGAAGUUGUUUUAUUAGAAUGAUUUUUGAAUCACUAUGUUAAAGAAAAUAGUUGGUAUCCUAAAAGCACGACAAAGCUGCCAGAGAAUCUAAGGGAUUCCGUCAAAUCAGAACCCAAUAGAACCUUCUGGGAUAUCAACGUGGCAUACUAAGAUUGAACAGUAGCAUAACUUACCUCUUUUCGGAUUGGUUGAAUUGUGAUGAUGUUAUAACAAACGCUAAUAUCUAUAAAUACCCAUGAUUUCCUGUACAUUUUGAUUCUUAUCCAGCAAACACUUCUUCAGCCUUCUGUCUUCUGAUUUUAAGACUGGGGUUCUAAACUUUCGAGUGCCGUAGUUGCAUACCGUAUUCUGCGUUAAUCAAGUGGUGAACAUAACAAAGUAUAAAAUAAGUUAUGAUUUUCGGUACUUUAUGCUGAUAUCAUGAACUAUGUUCGCAUUUCUUGAUAUUCACUAGUGUGAAAGGAUUCUAACUGUGGAAGUCAACACAAAAUUGAUUUUGAUUUGAGAGUUUAUAUAUGUAUAUAAUUAUGAUACUAUAAUUUUCAGAUUUGCCAAUAUCAUAUUUAUUACAUAAUUAACAUUUUAUAUGUCACAAUAUUUACCAUAAUAAAUUGAUAGUAAGAAUAAUUCUGUACUGAUUAAUAUUUCCGUUACAUUUUUAAAAAAAUAUAGAAUCAUUUUACGAGUCAAUAUUUUUGGAAUUCGGUUCAUUUCUAAUAAAACUUGGUCAUCAUGAAGCUGCUAUGUAUUAUUGUAAUUUAGCUGGAAAAAUAGCUGAUUCAUUAAAAGAAGAAAUAGAUUUUCUUUUGUCGUAGAAUAAACCUUAAACUGACAAUAACAUUCAUCAUCAUUUUUGAACUUCAUGAUGAUGAUAAGAAACCAAACAAUUUUUUCCAUUUCCUUAAACUCAUAUUUUCUUUUCUGUUCAUUCCUCAUUUAUUUUAACCAAAAAAUACGAGUGGAUAUUGUUGACUGUGAUAGAUAGAACUAUAUAUAAUAAAUUAUUUGACUUGACUAAUAUUAUAUUCCGUUUUGCACCUUUUUUGUAUUUUUUUUUACUUGCCAGUAUAUAUGUAUGUGUGUGCGGAUAAAACUAUUUUUCACUUUUUUUUUGUAUUUCUGUUUUGUUUUUUUCAAAAAGUGUAUUCUCAACUUUCCUGCCAACAUUUCAAUUUUGUUGUUUUGAAUUUUGGUUGUAUCGUUGUUUUUCUUCUGUUUUCUAUUUGUUUAUAUAUUUUAAAAGAGAAAGAGGAAAUAAUCAUUUCUAUGUGUGAUUUUCGUUAGUAUUCUUUAUUCGACUUUUUGUAUUCAAUUUAUCGAUAUAACUGUUAUCGUAUGAAGUGUGACGUCGAACACCAUAAGUUGUUUGAAGUUAAACACGUAGACCGUCGGUUGUUGUCUCAGUAGUUUAAAGACUAAGCACUCCCUGCCAAUUUUGAUGAUUGUAGUUUCGAUCCUGUAAAGAGUUUUUAGAUGCGCACUAUUUUUGAGGAGUCUCAUAUUCAACAAAUCAGUUAUCCACUACUUCCUAGUUCUGUGUUCUUGUCUUACUUAAGCCGGUUCUUAUUUCCAAUAAACUUUUGGAUUAGUUUUUUUUCUCAUUCCCAUCGUUAGUUAUGAUUUGUAUUUCAAUUCAAGUUCGAUACUAG
Molecule: messenger RNA, 6278 nt
Organism: Schistosoma intercalatum
Lineage: Eukaryota; Metazoa; Platyhelminthes; Trematoda; Strigeidida; Schistosomatidae
Source: the annotation of a GenBank genome assembly